UUUACACCGCCUUGCCACUUCCUCUUUACGGAUCAGGUGAAAAUUGAAAGCGUGGCCAUCAUGCGUUAUAUAGCGAUUCAGUACAACCUCUCCGAGCACUGGUACCCACGGGCUGACGCGCGCCCAAGCCCGCGUCGACGAGUUCCUAAUUGGCAACACCUUUGUGUUCGUAAGCAUUGCGCGGAGCUCUUUGUUACUUUUUUCCGGAGCAAAAUACCCGUGGGUCGUUUCACAAAACAGCCGCUUGAUCAGCAAAAGAUCCAGGCAGCACGCGAGGAGAUCGCAAAGUCCGUCACGCACAUCGCUGACUACUUUCUCAACGGCAAACCCCUCAAAGCAGGCGAUAACACCUCCGCCGCAGACGUUCUCGGCGUCUGUGAAAUGGUGCAGAUUGCCGCAGUUGGAGAGGAGGCCCUUUAUGCGAACAACGAGGUCGUAGUUGCGUGGGUGGAAAGAGUCAAGUCCAAACUGCAACCGCAUUAUGAUGAGUGCGUAGGAAAACUAGAUGGUGUAAAGAAAAUGUAUGAGAAUGCUAAGGAAUAAGGAAUGUUCAUACGUACGGUACAAUCCCUUUCUGGCAAUCUAUAUACCUCCCAUAUUGUUUUUAAGUGUUCUUAUAUGAAUGUUUUUGAGCAAUCUUGGUACAAUUCAAUAAAAAAAAGCAUCUUAUUAAUUACAUAAAAAUUAUUUACAUUUAACUUUGAAUGUGAACCUUAUCUUAUUUUUUUUCCAAACAAAUUGCGAAAAUGUCUUUCAAAACUACGAUUAUCGUCUUUUAAAUUAGCCACUGAAACAUGCAUAGCUAUCAAUAUAGAAAAUGUAAUGUCAGAGAUAUUGAAGACAACUAGCAUCAUUCAUGAGAAGUCCAGCCUACCAUUCACUUCGGAACGAAUAAAUCAAAGCCUACUAUUAUAAAAGACAAAGCAUGAUUAAAUUUGUUGACAAACAUGUAAGAAACUGGAGCAAGUUCAAAUAUAGAGCCUAAACGUAGCCCCAAUCUUGAUAUAGUUGUUAAAGUAUUAAGUAAUUAGUUAAUUUUCGUCUUAUAGUGUUACUUUAUAUCAAUUUGUCUUGUAUAACGUUCUAAUACAUGCACUAUGUGUAUGGUUUUCAUUCACCAUAUGUAUAUGUACAAGUUCUUAUCAAAUUCGUUUUAUUGAUCAUCUGUAUAUGUUAGUCUUGCAAAACUUAAAUAGUUAAGUUACAUAUAUUGUUAUUCGUAACAAAAUAAAUUUUUGUACAAUUAAAUAUUUAAACUAUUUAUUUUGUACUAUAAAUUUAAAAAAAAAUCAUUUAGAGCCUUAAUGCAUGUUACAAUUUUAGUAAUCCCUGCCACAAUUGUUUAAAGUUAUUCAAAUUUUGACUUAUAAGCUUGUCUUGAUCUUAGUUCUUUUUCAUAUCAACACGUCUUUUAAACGUUUAAUAACUGUACAGUGUGUAUGGUUUUCAUCCUCCUAAAUGUUUGUAAGAGUAAAUAAUUUAAUUCAUUCUAUUAAUUAUCUGUAUAUUUUAGUCUAGGAAAAUACAGUCUGUCGGGUUAAUUAUAUCAGAUCAAAGCAUAACGAAUCGUUUUCGUUGUCGCAUGUCUUCACCACUGAAGUUGUAGCUGAUCUUAUGCUGCUUUUCCUUCACAACAACGGCACUGUGUUAAACGUAAAUCAAGUCGACAGUGUGACGAGCAAGAUAACAUUCAUUGGGGAACAUUAUCGGAAAAAUCAUCGAUUAAAUUGUGCUAUGGUAAAUUGAAUACGAAUAGCAUAAAAAUUAUAUUAUUUCUGGUUGCAAUGGGCUUUAUAAGCAUACAUUAUGCUUUUGGAUCGUUUCAUUUUAUUUGCACUAGGAUCAUUUGUUCAAGUGUGUCACGAUUUUAAUAAGACCCUAACAGUAUACUUAGUGAGGAACGCCAGUCUGUUUCUGGUGUUUGACUGACUCAUAAAGAGAUCAUAAAGAGAGGUCUUUGUUUGACAACAAUUUCCAGUGGUUUAAUAAGUAAACACAUAACUUUGAGCGUUAACUACUCUCGAUAUUAUUGGUUCUCCGUCCUCUGAAUAAAUAGUUCAAAAUGUCACGUCACAUUUGAUUAAACGUAUCUUGCGUCAUGCCUUGCCACAACAUGCUUUCUGUCUUUUUCGUGUGGAUGUUUUCAAUAUCAAUGUCCAAACCAACAUUAUAAAGGUUAAGUAAAUUUUAAUGUACAGAAUUAUGCUGCUUUUGAAAUAGCUAAUAACUGGCGCCCUAAACAAUCGGAUUGUGCGCAAUAAUGCUAAAUGAAUAUCGAAAAUCCUCACACUGACGCCGAGAUAUCUUUUUUAAUGUGCGUAGUCUAUAAUCUGUUUAUUGAUAUUCAUUUAUACAUAAUUUAUAAAGAAGUAUUGUUUGUAUUCAAGAUCAAACAACACUUAUGUAUAUGUUUAUUUAAACAUUUUAGUGGGACCGGUUCACAA
Dreissena polymorpha is the source of this 2444-nucleotide messenger RNA. RefSeq lists its product as uncharacterized. Gene Ontology annotation, molecular function: glutathione transferase activity. Gene Ontology annotation, cellular component: cytoplasm. NCBI's taxonomy places the organism in Eukaryota, Metazoa, Mollusca, Bivalvia, Myida, Dreissenidae. Gene Ontology annotation, biological process: glutathione metabolic process. The record is from RefSeq and is a predicted model, not a curated record. The coding region runs from base 61 to 543 and encodes 160 amino acids. The transcript is spliced from 3 exons.